Molecule: messenger RNA, 1188 nt
Organism: Vicia villosa (hairy vetch)
Lineage: Eukaryota; Viridiplantae; Streptophyta; Magnoliopsida; Fabales; Fabaceae
Product: F-box/LRR-repeat protein At3g26922-like
Exons: 2
Coding region: 1-1188 (395 amino acids)
Molecular function (GO): protein binding
Source: RefSeq, a predicted model, not a curated record
AUGGCAAGUGACACAAUGAUGAAGAAAACAAAGCAUAUUGAAAACAAGGACAGAAUCAGUGAUUUACCUGAUAGUGUUUUACUUCACAUUUUCUCUUUUUUGAAAACAACUCCAUACACUGUUCAAACUUUUAAUUUGUCCAAAAGAUGGAAGAAUCUCUGGAAAAAAUUUUACGUUCUUUUUCUAGAUUCCGAAUGUUUUAACACUCUUGAUGUUUUUACCAAGUUUUUAUCCCAACUUUUGUGUCUUCGCGAUCAAGGAACGGCACUACAUGCUUUCAAAUUGUUUUUGUCUCGACAACAUAUCAUAGAGCCUGGCUUAUUUGAAAGCAUUUUGAAACACACAGUUUCAUAUAAUGUUAAGCACUUAGAACUCUUGGUGAUCAGAUGUAAUAUUCAACACUUCCCGUCUAGCUUAUUAUUAUGUCGCACUUUAACAUCUCUUUACUUUCAUGUUAUCCCUAGUCUUUAUAAUAAACCCAAAAUAUUAUUUCCAAAUUCUCUCAAUUUGCCAUCAUUGACCAACUUGGAUAUAGGAUCUGUCUCCUUUCUUGGUGGAACCGAGCCAUUCUCAACCUGUCCCAAGUUGACGUCGCUGAUGAUUUUUAAUUUCAAUAUUCUAGGUGAACAAAAUCUAUGCAUAUCUAGUACCACACUCGUCAAAUUAACCAUACAAAUACGCUUUAAGCCCGAGAACGGUAACAAAAUUGAGUUAUCUACUCCAAGUCUUCGUACUUUUGCUUUUAUCGGUAGUCCCAUUCAAAUUUUAUAUUUGAGCCACCUUAGUUAUGUUGAGCACAUAGAGGUUAAUGCAUAUUUGUGGAGGCAUCACCUAGAGGCCCCUUCGAUUCUACUUAGCUGGCUGCUUAAGCUUGAUAAAAUCAAAAUUUUUACAGUCUCUUCCAAUAUUCUUCAGGUUUUCUCCUUAGUUCCUGAUUUAUUAAAGGUCAAAUUCCAUUCCUUAUGUAACUUGAAAAAACUAAUCAUAAAAAAGAAACCACUUGAAUAUGGAGUAUACAAGGCGUUGUUAAAAAGCAAAUUAGAACAAGUACCUGCUGCCUCACAGAAAGAAGUUUCUAACUUACGUGAAGCAUUUAUACAAGGAUCUCUAAUCAUACCUAAAGGAAUAGUUAGGUUUUUGCUUCAAAACUCACCUUCGGCGGAAGUUCGUUGUUAUUCAAAUAGGUGA